GAAGCGCUAGGAUAUACCCCCUGACUUUUUAGAAAGAAGAGUACUCUGUUUAAAAAAAAAAGAAAGUCGUAGGAGAAGAUCAUCAGAGCGGUCAGUCGGACGCUUCCUUCUGCGAAGAGGACUGGGAAGGGAAACACGACAGUGGAAUUGAAACAUUUACUGGCCAAUUGUUGUUUUUAGGGUAGGAGUGGCCAUGCCAUUCGGCUGUUUAACGGUGGGGGAGAAGAAGGAUUAUAACAGUCCAUCAGAGGUGGCAGAUAAAUAUGACCUGGGACAGAUUGUUAAAUCGGAAGAAUUCUGUGAGAUUUUCCGAGCCAAGGACAGGAACACGCUGAAAAUGUUCACCUGUAAAAAGUUCCUGAAGAAGGAUGGGCGGAAGGUCAGGAAAGCAGCCAAGAACGAGAUUCUCAUUUUAAAGAUGGUGAAGCACCCAAACAUUUUGCAACUUAUCGAUGUCUAUGAAACCAGAAAAGAGUACUUCCUGUUUCUUGAACUUGCUACAGGCAGAGAGGUGUUUGACUGGAUCCUCGAUCAGGGAUAUUACUCAGAGCGAGACACCAGCAAUGUCAUCAGACAGGUGUUGGAAGCAGUGGCCUACCUGCACUCCAUGCAAAUUGUCCAUAGGAACCUUAAGCUAGAGAACUUGGUGUACUUCAACCGUCUGAAGCAGUCAAAAAUAGUCAUCAGCGAUUUCCACCUUGCCAAGCUUGAGAACGGCCUCAUCAAAGAGCCAUGUGGGACUCCGGAAUAUUUAGCUCCUGAGGUGGUUGGGAGGCAGAGGUACGGCAGACCAGUGGACUGCUGGGCCCUGGGCGUCAUCAUGUACAUACUGCUGUCUGGAAACCCUCCUUUUUAUGACGAAACCGACGAUGAUGACUAUGAGAACCAUGACAAGAACUUGUUCCGUAAGAUACUGGCAGGAGACUACGAGUUUGACUCCCCAUACUGGGAUGAUAUUUCAGAUUCAGCAAAGGGACUGGUGGCUCGUCUAAUGGAAGUAGACCAAGACCAGAGACUGACUUGCCAGGAGGCCAUCAACCAUGACUGGAUAUCAGGGAAUGCAGCUUCAGACAAGAACAUUAAAGAUGGUGUCUGCGCACAAAUUGAGAAGAACUUUGCCAAAGCCAAGUGGAAGAAAGCCAUACGCGUCACCACCAUCAUGAAGAGGCUGAGAGCACCGGACCAGAGCAGCUCAGCAUCAGUCAGUCCGUCCGCGGACCCCGCCACGGCCGUCACGCCUGCCACGGAGAGCCCAGACGCCCCUGCUCCAGUCACACAGGCCCCCAGCGCUGAUCCACAAGCCACCACCGGAGCUGAGGGGCCCGGCAGCGCCCCCGCCCCACCCCCUGACUCCGCACACACCAGCCCUGAGCCCAUCCCCGAGGAGGCAGACCCGUCAUCGCGGUGCAACGGGGAGUCCCUAGCGCCCCAGCUACCCGCUGCUAGUCCCGGAGAUGAGCAGAAUGGCUAA
Molecule: messenger RNA, 1471 nt
Organism: Conger conger (European conger)
Lineage: Eukaryota; Metazoa; Chordata; Actinopteri; Anguilliformes; Congridae
Gene: camkvb
Product: CaM kinase-like vesicle-associated b
Exons: 11
Coding region: 194-1471 (425 amino acids)
Biological process (GO): peptidyl-serine phosphorylation
Cellular component (GO): intracellular anatomical structure
Molecular function (GO): calmodulin binding; ATP binding; calcium/calmodulin-dependent protein kinase activity
Source: RefSeq, a predicted model, not a curated record